This is a messenger RNA of Xyrichtys novacula (pearly razorfish), 8478 nucleotides long. The record is from the annotation of a GenBank genome assembly. NCBI's taxonomy places the organism in Eukaryota, Metazoa, Chordata, Actinopteri, Labriformes, Labridae.
GUGUGGGCGAGUCACAGUGUAUAAAUACGCCGGGUUGUCAAACAGUAAAGUUUCCCUGGACCCUCUACGCAAAGUGUGAGCGGAGCACAAACUGGGCAACAUUUCGACCAUCUGAGAGAUAUGUCAACAGCUGAAAAACCCUCUAAAUCAAUUUUGUAGUAUUUGAAGGUCAUUUAAGUACCAACGUGUCGGUAAAUCGGCGUCAAAACGAGCCUGAAAGGGAAUCUAAACAGGGACGCAGAGUCCGAGUGAAGCUCGUGCAUCAAUCCUGAAAGGUGAGUAAUUAAAUGUAACGCGGUUCAUUAACGGCUCUUUAAACUCAGAUAUGUGUAGGCGGGUUCAAUGACAGCAGCAUGUUGCUGUGUGUGUUGGUGUUUGUCUUUCCAGAAGCUUUGGCAUUAAAAUGCGCUGACUAUGAUGUACGACCUCACCGAAUCAGCCAUUAAAUGAAAAUUCGUCUUAAUUUUAUAUUUCGUGUGUUAGAUAAAUUUACCCUCUCUAAACCUUAUCGGUUGUCAUCUAUUUUUUUCUCUGUGUUUAACGUGUCGUGGUUGUUUAUGACGAGGAGGGGCUCUCCUCUUCCUCACACUGUACACUCGGUCGAUAGGCUUUUCACCACCUUUAUGUUUUAAUUUAUAUGGAGGUUGCAUUCACGUGUAUGUCAACUAAACCUUUCUGCUCAGGUGCAUUUUGGCUAAAACAUUGCAGAAAAAACGCUGGUACAUCCUGCUGACUUAUCUUCCGUGCAAACCUGGAUGAUGUUGCUCUUGUUCAUCAUAUUUUUGCAUGUUUACCUCUAUUUGGUACAUGUUUCAAGCAUUUCUCAAUUCAAUGAAAGCUUCUCUCCUUUAACUGAGGUUUAAAAACUCAACUAAGACACAAAAAGGACAUUUAAUGUGGUUUAAUGUGUGUGCUAAUCUCUUAGUACAGACUGAUCUCUAUAUGAUGCUGCCAACCAUAAAUCAUCAUAUUUCUAUAUAGGCUUUGGUUUUCAUCAAUCCAUUGUAUAUCGUGCUUUUGUAGCAUCACUGUACAUCUGCUGAUUAGUACACAGACCCUGGCAUGUAGAGGAGACUUUGCAGCACACAGUGCCUCGCUUUGCAGCCCUGAUAAUGAGUCGAUGUAAACAAAAAUAGCACAAUAGGUGCUGCUCAGACCUGCAACAACAGGCCUGUGAAACGAGUACCCCCAGCUGCAUUGGAAAUCUGUAAAUGGAGGAUAUAAUUUCAAAGAUGACAAAGAUCUCCGUUCUUGUUCAGAUUUUGGUGAUUUGAUAGAAAUUGCCAGCUUUAGUGAGGGUCUUAGACCACUGAUUUCUCUCCUGAAACUUCAAAUCUGCUCUCAUUACAAGCCGACCUGUUCCUCUUGAUGUCAUUGGAUGACAUUGGAUGUUGUGUAUCUCACUUUUGUUUAUAAUAAAAGCCCUGUAAUGCAGCAGAAGCUGUGGGCAGUUUAUCCAUGCGUUCACACAGAAGUGAUGAUGAUGAUGAUGUGCAAGUGAUGGGCUGCUGGAUCCUCGUGAGCUCAAACAUCUUUUUCUACAGUUUAUGAACUGCUGGCAAAGAAUUUGCAGCAUAGAAGAUGCAAAAGGGAACCUAUUUAUAGCCCAUUCGAACCAACCCCCACCUUAUUCUUCAAUGUCACCUUUUUCAUGUGAUGGGGGACAUGUAAAUCUUGUAUGGAGCUGUCACUCUGGCGGGCCUGCAUCCAGCCUGGGCAGCUUUAUCUGUAAUAACAUUAGAAUUGUCUUUAAUCGGAGGCGUCUUUCUAAUCUUAGCUGCCGAAUCCCCAUCUGGCAGGAAAGUGAAUGUGAGUGAAUUGUUUGUGUGUGCCUGCGUAUAAGGGGGAGGGGAGGGGAGGUGGCGAUCACGUGCACUGCAUGGUGGGAAAUGAUGUUCUGUGAAGUCACGGUCCUGCCAUUUUACACUUGUUUCUUUGUGAUUGUUGCUUUUUAUUUUCUUCUCUUUUUUUUUGCACAUAAUCUUUGAAUUAGUGAGACUCUGCAUGCUCAGCAGGGACUCUUUGGGACCGUGUGAGAGCUUAAAGCAGAAGGCUCUCCAUGGGAUCGGAUUCAGAUUAUAAAGGAUUUAUGAAGGCCACAACACAGCAUCUGUUACAUCCAUCAGUGCAUCCUGCAGAUGAGAAACCAAAAUAUAAAACACGCAGCUGAAGAAGAACAAUGCUGAAUUUAAUACAUUUGCUCACAGAUUUAUUGGCCAUGCACAAUGUGACGUUUUUCCCUUAUCCGUCUUGAGUGCUCCUACCUCAAGUAUGUGGUGUAUACUGUCACUAGUUAUAUUUACAGAGACUGUACAGUUGGAUUUUCAUGUUGCCACCCUAAACUCUUGGCCAACAUUUACUUAAAGGCUGUUUAGUAUAACCAAAUAAUAAAAGAGUCCAGUCCUGACCCAUGUGGACACACAGAGGGGGAUAUAUCACUUAAAGGAGUAGCCUCUCAAAGCUUCAGAUUUAACUUCCUUUCAAUGACCAGGUGAAAAAUAUACAACCCCUAUUCCUUAAGAGUUGGGGUGCUGUGUAAAAUGUUGAUUAUAAGCGGAAUUUGAUGGUGCAAAACAUUAAAAAUUGUGUUAGGCUACAAAAAAUAAAAAUAAAAAAAAUAGAAAAAUCUCCCAUUUAUUUACUGAACCCCUCUGUUGCAGGCUGGGUGAUGAUCUAUCUAGUCCAGCAAUCCCAGAAGAAUGUUUCUUAGUAUAAAACUGCAAAGAAUUGGACAGUUUUCAUAACCUAAAGUAAAUAAUAUAUUACAAGAUUUAGAGAAUCUGGACUAAUCUGUUUGAAAGAGACGAAGCCUGAUGAUAACUAGCCAAGCCUCAAGCAGCACUGCAUUAAAAAUAGGUAUGACUCUGUAGUGGAAGUCACUGCAUGGGUUCAAUUUUACAUCCAAAAAUAAUUGCCUGUGCAUCCACAGUUUGUUGCUGCAUCCACAAAUGCAGCUGUCAGGUGCCAACUUAUCACCUACAAGAAACAUUUAAUGCAUCCUAACAUAAAACAAAUAUGACAAAUAAGACCAUAAACUGUUUUCUAUCUGUCAAGAAUAGGACAACAUUUCUCUCUCAAACCUGUAUAAACUGGUCUGCUCGGUUCCCUUAUGCUCACACAGUGAUGUUGAAAGAGGAGGUAAAGCAGCACAAUGGUAAACAUGCCUAUGUCCUGACCUUUUCAAACAUGAUGUCGCUGACAGCAAAUUUAAAAGAAGCAUUUAUUUUUUUCAUAAAACAAUCAAAUCUCUCGUUUUUAUAUUCAAAAUGUUAUCUUAAACCAACCAUGAGGCUGAAACGAUUUCCAAAUCAUCAAAAUCUGUUCUUAAUCCACUUUUGACACAGCAUCCCAGCUCUUGUGGAAUUGGGGUUGUAUAAAAAAAUGUUACAGAUCUAAGGGAACAGUGUAACCAGGAUAUGAUGAUGCAGUCUGAAUGUUUAUGUCAUGUUUUUACGUUUUCAAAACCAACAGUCAGAAAUUAGCAUGUUUGGAGUGCUGUUUUAUUUAAUUGAAAUAGUGAUUGUGGAAAUUAUACUUGCUUAAAUGUAUGGAAAAAAGUCCCUGAAAAUGUCCCUGUUAUUUCCACUGGUACCCCUGACCCCCCAUCUAAACUGUCCAUGUCCAUAAAUAAUAACACACUGGGGUGAUUUACCUUCUUUGCUUAAAGCUAAAACUCAUGAUCACCCCUCUAAUCUUCAUUUACCUUGUUUUUCUUUUCUUCGCAGGUUGGACCAAAAAACAUAAGAACAUACUUGGUGACAUACACACACGACCCGCAGCCUGCUGACUCUGCCUUCAAGGUGCCUUUAACAUGAUGACACUAAAGGAAACACACACUUUCAAAUAGAGAAUACGAGGACAGAUUUCCUGUAACAGCAUCACUCUCAGCAUCAUCUCCGGUCACUUUGCUCCCACCACGGCGCUCACCCGGUGCAGCCAUGCAUCUAGAAGUGAAGGUUGCCCUCAACUUCAUUGUCUCCUACCUGUACAACAAGCUGCCUCGCCGCCGAGCCGACCUGUUCGGCGAGGAGCUGGAGAGGAUACUGAUGUCACGUUUUGAGGGUCACUGGUACCCUGAAGCCCCUCUAAGGGGUUCUGCCUUCCGCUGCAUCCACCUGGGAGCACCAAGGGACCCGGUGGUGGAGCUGGCUGCCAAGAGGAGCGGGCUGGAUACGGAGGAAGUGCGUGCUAAUGUUCCUGCAGAGCUCAGCGUGUGGAUCGACCCCUAUGAGGUGUCCUACCAGAUUGGAGAGAAGGGGGCGGUGAAAGUUCUGUACCUGGAGGAUCCUCCGGGCCUCGGCUGUGACACUGAGCGGGUGGAGGGGGAGGGGAAAGGAGAUGCAGAGGCAGAAGAAGCCAAAAGUCUGGGCUUCAACCCUGACGCUCAGGUGUUUGUGCCAGUUGGAAGCCAGGCCUCUCCCUCACUCAUGCCGUCACUUUCAAGCUCUCCCACCCCGCUGUCGGCCCCACCCUGCCCCGGCCUUUUCAGCUACCCCAGCUCCAGCACACCCACCGAUCCUGCCAUUCACUCCUCCAACACCUCCACCCCUUCUCCACCCAGUGGCGGUCUGCCCUACCUCUCCACUCAGCAGCCGCCUACCGCUCUCCCUGCUUCCCGCCCUCAGCCCAUCACUUUCACCACCGCCAGCUUUGCCGCCACUAAAUUCGGCUCAACCAAGAUGAAGAAGUGCAGCGGCGCCGGAUCAUCAACCAGCUCUGCCGUCGUCAUCCCUCCCGCCCAGAGGAUGCUCUCCCGCUCUCCCACCACCAUCUCGGCCCCGGAGCUGCUCAAGCACAAGCCCUUGUCUCUCUCCCUGCACUCCCUUGGAGGUCCCAUCGCCAGCCAGCUCUCCCCCAACGCCAAAGAGUUCGUCUACCCAGGUUCCCCCGGCCCCCUUUACUACGACGCCGACACCCAGCCCAUGCAGCCCCACGCCAGCCCAUUCCAGCCCCCUCACACCGUCGCCACCCAUCCAUCCUUCGACCCCUUCUCCAGUCCUCCUCCCACCCAGAGUGUGGGCAUCAUCGGCAGCAGCGGAGGGAUCCCGUACAUGGAGAAGCCGCCGUUCGUGGAGGGUCUAGGAAGCUACAACCUGCAAUACCCCAGCCAGUCCUUCCAGCCAGUGGUGCUGGCUAACUAAGCCUUCAUUUGUAACCAUGACAAGUGUAGGAAGGUGGGUGUAGGACAGUGAUCUUCAAAGUGUUUUCAGUUUUCUAACAAAUUGUUCUAAUACUAAUACGAGUUAAGGAUUAGUUUUACUACAGAGAUUUAAAAUACCACUAAAUAGUCCAUGUGAUUUGUUUUGUCCCUCCAAAAACCUGAGUCCCGGCCUUCUGUUGGUGUUAUUCAUCACUUUCUGUGUUGGCGUUGAUGACAGGGGUGGGUGGGGUGAAAUUUUCUCUACCUUGAGUUGUUGCCAAUCUCUUUGUGUUCCUUAUUUUGCAUCAAAUGUUGUUGUUUUUUUUCUGGGUUUGUAGUUUAAUGGACCCAGCUCUAGGAUAGCUCCGUUUUGCACUGCUUUGUCAUGCUGUGAAGAAGGACUUCGCCAAGUCCUGCAGGGAACGACGGCUGUGGAAAGCUCAGCACUUUGCUCUGCAAUCUGCUCUGCCCUAGUUGCCACAAACAGAGGAAGAGAGAGAGAGAGAGAGAGGGGCUGUGCUGUCUCUGCGUGUGUAGUCCUGCUCUGUUUUGUUUUGGCUCAGUGUGAUCCACAGACUCGGGGAAGCGCACUCAUGCACGGGCACAAUUUGUCGGUUGUUGUUGUCAGCGGGUUUAUAUUGGAAGCAGUUUAUUGUGGGCUUGAGUGUGUACAUGACAUGAGUUUAGAUGCAAUGAGAGGAGAGGAGGGAGUGGAAAAAAGGAGUGUGGGGGUGUAAAGGGAGUGAUGUAGUGGAAUGUAUCGCACCUGUCAGGGAAAAACUGCAGCUGAGAAGGUCGGGGGAACCUUGAUAAAGAGAAAAAAAACUGCUCAUUUUCAGACAAUAAACAUGCUGAUACCUCAUUUAUACACACAGGGAUGUACAUUACGGCUUCACACAUGUGCAGAGAUGUACACACACACUUCCAGGCAGCGCUGUGUGAAGGUGAAUGGGCGUAGAAGAAGGUGAGGGGGAGGGGUUGCAGCAGUUAAGCAGCAGUGAUUGUGAUAAAUGGCUUAGCAUGACUUUGACUAUGAAGGAGAGGUUUUCCUCUGCAUGGACAGAGAUGGGGAGGACAUGAGGGUGGGAGAGAAGCAGCUCGAUGGUGGCUUAAAGAACCACACUUUGAAACCCAGAGCACGUUUGUGGUGAGCUUAAAUGGUAUUGAAGCCAAAGGCGCACGCUAUUCUCUCCCUCCUUCUUGAAAUUCCUGAGCGAUCGCCGCUCCUCUGGCUGUUAACAAAGGAAAAACUGAACAUACACACAAACAUCCACGUCAGGUUUCUGCUACCCCGCUGCAGUUAGGGAGCCGAAGCUGAAUGUUGUUUUUAUUAGCGUGAAGCUUUAGCUUGUCAGAUCUAAGCCAGCCGUCUCUAUCCGUGGUUUGUUUACCAGCUGGGUCCAUGUUACUGCUUGCUUUAGUCACUGCAGGGAAGAGUAACCCCCAGAUGUCCAUUUCGAGCUGUCCUGCACUUUAUUACUGAGCUCCUGAUGCCGCGUGUCGCCCACAGACAGACAGACAGACAUGAGCUGUUCCUUUGCCCUCUGUUUGAUCACGGCACGUUUUAUUCUGCAGUCAUGAGACGCUCUAGAGAUUCAAAAAGGAGUUUAAUUUGUGUCCUGGGAUGCUGUACGACACGUCCAUUUAUCUGAAUGUUUUUGUAUUAGAUGCUCCAAGGACCCUCGACUUGUGCUCAGCUUGUCAUUGCAUGCAAAUGUCAUUUCUUUUCUUUGUUUUUGAUUCGGGGUAAUGGGUGGGGAGGUUUCAUCCGUAAUUGUGAGGGAAAAGAUGCAUUUAUAAUUUUUUUUUUUUUGUAAUUUAUUUCCGAUAUCUCUAUAUUUUUGUUUUUGCAAAUUCUCACAUUUGUAUGAGUAAGACAUGAAAAGUCCAGGAAUAUGUAUAUAAAGAGUUCUUAUGUUCAGAUUCUUUGUUUAGUUUCUUACAUGCUGAGGUUAUUUUUUCAGAAAAAUAACAUGAAUAUAUGCAAACUGAGACAAAAAUAAAGAUGUACAGAAAAAAGUAUUGAAUGUGUAUCGUACCUUGUACAGCAUUUUGUCUAAUAAGACGGGUAAAUGUAUCAUUCUUGGAGGGGGAUAUGGAGUUUAAGACGUGAAUGUUUACAGAGGGUUUGUGUAGAAGAAGAUGGCUGAUUUCACUUUCUCUAAGCUACCGGGGCAGGCUGACAAAAUUCACGCACAGGCUGAACAUUUAAACCAAAAAUCGCCUCAUCUCACUUUAUUUUGAGCAAAUUGGACAGCAUUUUGUGUGGUUUGCCUGCCUCAGUUAUUCCCCCUCUUUCUUUGCACAUUAAUCAGACUAACACUCAGUUUCUGUUUAUGAACAACAACGGUAAAUAUUGAGAUUCAUACAAACAGAGCAUCACAUAACCCUCCUGCUCCUUCAGUCCUAAUACUAAAGCCAUAACCCAGACUGUCUUUACUUACACAGAUGCUUACCCUUCUACAGUGCAAUGUAACGCCAUAAGUUAAAUUACCCUGAAAGAGUUAAGGGGUUACUACCUCUCCGCACCCUGAAAAUAUAUAUAUGAAUAUAUCUCCUCUGUGGGAAUACAGUGUUAAUGCAGGUUUGAAACAAUGAAGGAAAUGAAUGUGCAGUGAAUGUGAUUCUGAUCUAGUGUUAGUCAACCCUGUUUGAGAGCGCCUGUGGGAGAUAAACGCUCUUUUGAGCUUGUGUUGAAGAGGCCUGGAAAUAUUUGACUUGUCCAAAAAAAAAAAAAGUCAAAGUUGCUCAUUUCAGAACAAGUUUCUGCAUUUGUCAAAUUUUUCAACUGGAUGUGAGUGUUUAAGCUCUCGUGUCUUUAGAAAAUAUGCUGGUAAAAAUAUCAGAUUAUGAAGCUCUCUGAACUGCACCAUAAUUCAUCUCUUACUGCAGGCUGUUCUUCAAUCAGGGUUGAACAUUGUCGAAGAGGAAAAAACAAGAAUUUUGUAUUCUGAUGUCCUUUGCUUAUAUCGAUGUGUUUUAUUUUGCACUUUGGGAUAUUUCAUUGUCAUAAAAAGAAGUUUAUUUUCUAUGUAAGAUUUCACAUUUAAGAGUAAAAUAGAUAUAAUUCAAAGUUCAGAUGAUGUAUAAAUAUAGUGCUUUCUUUCCUGCCUGUAUUUUAUUAUAAUUUUUCCUAUUUUGUAUCGGAUCUGUACACCCUGUAGAUGUGUAAUGAAUCUUUCACUACUGAAAAUGCAAUGACCUGUUUUCUGUGCUGCCCCUCGAGAUGGGGAGUUACUACUGCAGUUUCUUAUUGUAUCAGAUUCUUUUUUAAGUUUGUAAUAAAAAGAAACAGAUUGGCAAAAAGAAGCAUGGAAAAUAAGCUGAUUGUGUCCUCC